AUGUUUCCAGGUUAUGAGGAUGGAGGACCUGAAAAAGCAUCAGAUCCCAAAACCUCAAUUUUAAAACCUCCAAAAAACCAAAAAGAAGCACAAAAAAGGGAUAUAUGUAUUGAUUCUGAUGAAUCCUUGACAUCAAUUCAGAAGAAGGAGCCAGAAAGAAAAGCAAAGGGCACUGAAAUGGAGGUCAAGUCAGAGGGUGAUAAAGGAAUAUCAAAAGGACUGCAAGUCCAAGAAACAAAGAGUGAAGUGAAAAUACCAAAAGGACAAGAAGCUCAGAUAAAAAGCGACACGGGAGUGGCAGAAAACAAGCCAGUCCCCGCCAAGAGCGACACGGGAGUGGCAGAAACCAAGCCGGCCCCCGCAAAGAGCGACACGGGAGUGGCAGAAAAGAAGCCAGACGCCGCGAAGAGAGACACGGGAGUGGCAGAAACCAAGCCAGCCCCUGCGAAGAGCGACACGGGAGUGGCAGAAACCAAGCCAGCCGCCGCAAAGAGCGACACGGGAGUGGCAGAAAAGAGGUCAGCCUCCGCAAAGAGCGACACGGGAGUGGCAGAAAAGAAGCCAGACGCCGCGAAGAGCGACACCGGAGUGGCAGAAACCAAGCCAGCCCCUGCGAAGAGCAACACGGGAGUGGCAGAAACCAAGCCAGCCGCCGCGAAGAGCGACACGGGAGUGGCAGAAAAGAAGCCAGCAUCCGCGAAGAGCGACACGGGAGUGGCAGAAACCAAGCCAGCCGCCGCGAAGAGCGACACGGGAGUGGCAGAAAAGAAGUCAGCCUCCGCGAAGAGCGACACGGGAGUGGCAGAAACCAAGCCAGACGCCGCGAAGAGCGACACGGGAGUGGCAGAAAAGAAGUCAGCCUCCGCGAAGAGCGACACCGGAGUGGCAGAAACCAAGCCAGACGCCGCGAAGAGCGACACGGGAGUGGCAGAAAAGAAGCCAGACGCCGCGAAGAGCGACACGGGAGUGGCAGAAAAGAAGCCAGACGCCGCGAAGAGCGACACGGGAGUGGCAGAAACCAAGCCAGCCGCCGCGAAGAGCGACACGGGAGUGGCAGAAAAGAAGCCAGACGCCGCGAAGAGCGACACGGGAGUGGCAGAAACCAAGCCAGCCGCCGCGAAGAGCGACACGGGAGUGGCAGAAAAGAAGUCAGCCUCCGCGAAGAGAGACACGGGAGUGGCAGAAAAGAAGUCAGCCUCCGCGAAGAGCGACACCGGAGUGGCAGAAAAGAAGUCAGCCUCCGCGAAGAGCGACACGGGAGUGGCAGAAAAGAAGUCAGCCUCCGCGAAGAGCGACACGGGAGUGGCAGAAAAGAAGCCAGACGCCGCGAAGAGCGACACGGGAGUGGCAGAAAAGAAGCCAGACGCCGCGAAGAGCGACACGGGAGUGGCAGAAACCAAGCCAGCCGCCGCGAAGAGCGACACGGGAGUGGCAGAAAAGAAGUCAGCCUCCGCGAAGAGCGACACGGGAGUGGCAGAAACCAAGCCAGCCGCCGCGAAGAGCGACACGGGAGUGGCAGAAAAGAAGCCAGCCGCCGCUAAGAGCGACACGGGAGUGGCAGAAACCAAGCCAGCCGCCGCGAAGAGCGACACGGGAGUGGCAGAAAAGAAGUCAGCCUCCGCGAAGAGCGACACGGGAGUGGCAGAAAAGAAGCCAGACGCCGCGAAGAGCGACACGGGAGUGGCAGAAAAGAAGUCAGCCUCCGCGAAGAGCGACACGGGAGUGGCAGAAAAGAAGCCAGACGCCGCGAAGAGCGACACGGGAGUGACAGAAAAGAAGCCAGCCGCCGCGAAGAGCGACACGGGAGUGGCAGAAAAGAAGUCAGCCUCCGCGAAGAGCGACACGGGAGUGGCAGAAAAGAAGCCAGACGCCGCGAAGAGCGACACGGGAGUGACAGAAAAGAAGCCAGACGCCGCGAAGAGCGACACGGGAGUGGCAGAAACCAAGCCAGCCUCCGCGAAGAGCGACACGGGAGUGGCAGAAAAGAAGUCAGCCUCCGCGAAGAGCGACACGGGAGUGGCAGAAAAGAAGCCAGCCGCCACGAAGAGCGACACAGGAGCGGCAAAAGAACCUGAAACCCAAAAAGGAAAGGAACCCCAGGUUUAA
Sciurus carolinensis (gray squirrel) is the source of this 2106-nucleotide messenger RNA. RefSeq names its product testis expressed basic protein 1 (gene Tsbp1). Bases 1 to 2106 code for a protein of 701 amino acids. The record is from RefSeq and is a predicted model, not a curated record. NCBI's taxonomy places the organism in Eukaryota, Metazoa, Chordata, Mammalia, Rodentia, Sciuridae. The transcript has a single exon.